AUGCUGCGGCCGGCGUUUCCACCGCCCUCGAUAGCAAAGCUCGGCAAUCCGUUGAUCCUCUGGGAGACGCUCAUCAUUCUGGCGUUGAUUUUGGCCAACGGCUUUUUUGCCGCGGCCGAAAUCGCCAUCAUCGUGGCUCGCCACGGACGACUGAAGCAACGUGCUGACGCGGGUGAUCACGCUGCCAAGGUCGCGCUGAAGCUGGCAAAAGAUUCAAACCGUUUUUUACCCACGGUACAGAUCGGCAUCACGCUAGUCGCUACCGUUGCGGCGGCCUUUGGUGGUGCGAGAACGGCGCUCCAUCUUUCCGAUUGGCUCAAGACUUCUCGCUGGCCGUUGGUGGUGGAGCACAGCGACGGCAUCGCGCUGACGAUCGUGGUGGUGGCGAUCACCUUUCUUUCAGUGCUGCUGGGCGAGUUGGUGCCUAAGCGGUUGGCACUGAAGUACGCCGGAGGGAUCGCCCGCAGUGUGGCGAUCCCGCUGGAUGCUCUGGCCCGAAUCACCUACCCUGUCGUGUGGUUCAUGGGCGUGAGCACGAACCUGGUGCUGCGGCUGCUGGGCGUGGGGCCGGAAGUUCGAUCGCGGAUGGACCUGGAAGACCUCGAGCGGGCAAUUAAGGCCGGCAAGGACGAAGGUCUGCUCGAUCCGGCCGAACAACGUUUGGCGCAGCGUUCAUUAAGGUUCGGCGAUCGGAUCGUUCGCGACAUCAUGCAGCCUCGGCUGGAGAUCGACGCGCUGGAUGUGAACACCCCGGCCGAAGAAAUCCCGGGAGCAACCGCCUUAGCAGGUUAUUCACGGCUGCCGGUUUACGAAGGGUCGCUGGAUCAGAUCAUUGGGUACGUGCACAUCAAAGACGUCCUGCACCACGUCUAUCUGGGCGUGCCGAUCGAUUUGCGGAGAUCCGCUCGUCCGGUGCUGCACAUCCCCGAGACGUUACCACUGAAUCGGUUGCUGCUGCAGUUUCAAGAUAGCCAUACGCCGAUGGCCGUGGUGCUGGACGAGUUCGGCGGUACCGAGGGGCUGGUGACCGUCGAAGACAUGAUGGAAGAAGUCGUGGGCGUGAUGCGUGACGAACACAGUCGCGACGACGACUACCAUAUUGAGCCACAGGGCGACGGGGUGUGGCUGGUCGACGGGACGGCGAAGAUCAACGAUCUGCUCGACGCCUUGGCCGUUCACGAUCCGGCGGCGCUGGAGUCGCGGCCGUUCUCCACGGUGGCAGGGUUGGUGCACAACCAACUGCAGCGUAUUCCACGCGUUGGCGAUCAACUCACCUGGCACUCGCUGGGACUGGAGAUCAUCGACAUGAAGGGGCCUCGCAUCGUGAGGCUAAGGGUCUCACUCCCCCCCCGACCGUAG
Molecule: messenger RNA, 1359 nt
Organism: Cladocopium goreaui
Lineage: Eukaryota; Dinophyceae; Suessiales; Symbiodiniaceae
Source: the annotation of a GenBank genome assembly